AUGCAGAAUCAAGAUGCUGCCAUCAAGAAACUAGAGACACAAAUUGGGUACCUAUUCAAGCAGAUUCCCAGCCACAACCUUUGCAGCGAUACUCACUCAAACCAGAGGGAGGAGUGUCAAGCUAUCACCCUCAGAAGUGGGAAGGAACUGAAGGAAUCCUCCCAUAAACCACAAAAAGAGGGCUCGAAUGAAAAAGAAGAAAAACAAGAUGGAGCUCAAGCUUCCAUUUCAAGUUCGCAAAAAGAAGAAGGAAUGCUGAAGCUAGACGCCCCAAGAGUCUCAUACCCUCAGCAGUUGAGGAAGAAGGGGGAUGACAACCAAUUCUUGAGAUUUUUGGAAAUCUUCAAGAAACUACAAAUCAACAUACCCUUUGUUGAAGCAAUAGAACAAAUGCAACUCUACGCCAAGUUUUUAAAGGAGCUAAUGACUAAGAAGAGAAGCUGGAAGAACAACGAGACUGUGAUUUUAACCGAAGAAUGUAGUGCUAUCAUUCAGCAUAAACUGUCCCAGAAAUUGAAAGAUCCUGGGAGCUUCCAGAUCCCUUGUAUUAUAGGGAAAAUCACAGUAGAGAAGGCUCUAUGUGACUUAGGAGCUAGCAUCAACUUGAUGUCAGUAGCUAUGAUGAGGAAGAUGAAGAUUGAGGAGGCUAAACCAACAAAAAUGGCCUUACAACUGGCAGACCGAUCGUUCAAGUUCCCUCAUGGCGUAGUAGAAGAUUUGCUGGAGGAAGCCAAGGCCUCCAUCAUCCUGGGAAGGCCGUUCUUAGCCACUGCUGGAGCUGUCAUUGAUGUCCAAAAAGGUGAUCUCACCCUGAGAUUACACAAUGAAAAGAUGACAAUCAAUGUGUUCAAGGCCAUGAGUUACCCACCAGAACAAUUGGGGGAAUGUAUGAGGUUGGACUCACUUGAAGAGGAAGUGCAGGAGAGUUUUGAAGAGGAAGAACCUGAAGAGUUAACAGAGGAAGAGUCAACAUCUAAUAAAGAGGUUGCAACAACAGAGAUUCGCAUACAAGGUGCACAAAAGGAAGAGAAUGAAAAGAUAGAGGCACCCAAACAUGAACUCAAAGCACUGCCACCCACUCUCAAAUAUGCAUACUUGGGAAAGAAUGAAAGUUACCAAGUAAUCAUAAACUCAUCCCUCAGCCAAGAUCAAGAGGAUGAAUUACUCCAAGUAUUGCGAAAGCAUAAGGAUGCCAUUGGAUGGACCCUCGCUGACCUGAAAGGAAUCAGUUCAGCCAUAUGCAUGCAUAAGAUACUGUUGGAAGAUGAUGCCAAACCAUCCAUUCAAUCCCAAAGGAGGCUUAACCUAAUCAUGAAGGAAGUGGUACAGAAAGAAGUUAUAAAAUUAUGGCAGGGAGGAGUAAUCUACCCGAUCUCAAACAGCCCCUGGGUCAGCCCUGUGCAUGUCGUACCCAAAAAAGGAGGAAUCAUUGUAGUCCCCAAUGAGAGGAACGAACUAAUUCCUACAAGGACCGUCACAGGAUGGCGGAUGUGCAUAGACUACCGGAAACUAAAUGAGGCUACACGAAAGGAUCAUUUCCCCCUCCCAUUGGAUCAGAUGUUGGAAAGACUCGCAGGACAUAUUCCUUUACUAACUGCAGGAGGAAUAGUCCUUGGCGAUAAGGUUUCUAACCAAGGCAUUGAGUUGGAUAGGGCUAAGGUGGAACUUAUUGAAAAACUUCCUCCACCUAGUGAUGUCAAGGCAAUUAGAAGUUUUUUAGGACAUGCUGGCUUUUAUAGAAGGUUUAUUAAAGAUUUUUCAAAGAUAGCCAAGCCAUUGAGCAAUCUCCUUAUAUCCGACACACCAUUUAUCUUUGAUGAAACAUGCAUGCUAGCAUUCAAGAAUUUAAAAAAGAGAUUGUCCUCUGCUUCAAUCAUUUCUCCACCUGAUUGGAACUUACCCUUUGAAUUGAUGUGUGAUGCAUCUGAUUUUGCAGUUGGAGCAGUGUUAGGGCAGAGGAAAGACAACUUAGUCCAUGUGAUAUACUAUGCUAGCAAAGUCCUCAAUGAUGCUCAAAGAAACUAUUCCACUACUGAAAAGGAGUUGCUAGCAAUAGUUUUUACAUGUGACAAGUUCAGAUCAUACCUCAUUGGUGCUAAAGAAUUCAAUAUUGAAAUCAGAGAUAAGAAAGGAGUGGAGAACAAGGUAGCAGAUCACCUAUCCAGAAUCCAUCAUGAGGAAGGUGGAACACAUGAUACAAGCGUGAACGAGCUCUUCCCUGAUGAGCAAUUGAUGACAAUUCACAAAGCACCAUGGUUUGCAGACAUUGCCAACUUCAAGAUGGAAUCCUUAGAAGAUGUGUCUCGGAAGAAGAAGGACAAGAGGUCCUAUGGAAUUGCCACGGCUCAUGCUAUGGAGGCCAUUUUGGAGGGGACAGAACUACAGCAAAGCUGGUGCAAAGAGGAUCUUGCAGCUGCAAGAGAUGGAGGAAUUUAG
Molecule: messenger RNA, 2436 nt
Organism: Arachis duranensis
Lineage: Eukaryota; Viridiplantae; Streptophyta; Magnoliopsida; Fabales; Fabaceae
Exons: 6
Coding region: 1-2436 (811 amino acids)
Source: RefSeq, a predicted model, not a curated record